Molecule: messenger RNA, 2364 nt
Organism: Tachyglossus aculeatus (Australian echidna)
Lineage: Eukaryota; Metazoa; Chordata; Mammalia; Monotremata; Tachyglossidae
Gene: CDC14A
Product: cell division cycle 14A
Exons: 16
Coding region: 243-2036 (597 amino acids)
Biological process (GO): regulation of exit from mitosis; cilium assembly; positive regulation of cytokinesis
Cellular component (GO): mitotic spindle; spindle pole; nucleolus
Molecular function (GO): protein serine/threonine phosphatase activity; protein tyrosine/serine/threonine phosphatase activity
Source: RefSeq, a predicted model, not a curated record
CCUGUCGCUCCAUGCCCGGGACGGGACCGGGACCGGGGCCGGGAGCGGGACCUGGGUCGGGUAGGCACGGGCAGCCGGACCCCCUGCGCCCUCGCUAGAGCCGCCCGCCCCGUCCGCCCCGUCCGUCCGUCCGUCCGCGCGCCCCCCGGGCAUGUCCCCGGGGCGGGCCUGGCGCUGAGCCGUCCCGGCGAUCGGCGGCGGGAGCCGGGCCCCCCCGCCCCCCGCCCCCCGCCCCCCGCAGCAUGGCAGCGGCCGGCGAAGACCUGGUCGGGGCGUGCGACCUCCUCCAAGAUCGCUUGUAUUUUGCCACGCUGAGGAAUAAACCCAAAAGCACCGUAAAUACCCAUUACUUCUGCACCGAUGAGGAGCUGGUGUAUGAAAAUUUUUAUGCAGAUUUUGGACCUCUGAACUUGGCAAUGGUAUACAGAUAUUGCUGUAAGCUAAAUAAGAAGCUAAAAUCAUUCAGUUUAUCAAGAAAGAAAAUCGUGCAUUACACCAGUUUUGAUCAACGGAAACGAGCAAAUGCAGCAUUUUUAAUAGGUGCCUAUGCCGUAAUCUACCUACAGAAGACACCAGAAGAUGCCUACAGAGCUCUUUUAUGUGGCUCAAAUCCCCCCUUUCUUCCAUUCAGGGAUGCUUCCUUCGGAAACUGCACGUACAACCUUACGGUCUUGGACUGUCUGCAGGGCAUCCGAAAGGGAUUGCAGCAUGGAUUUUUUGACUUUGAAACAUUUGAUGUGGAGGAAUAUGAGCAUUAUGAGCGGGUAGAAAAUGGAGACUUCAACUGGAUUAUACCAGGAAAAUUUUUAGCAUUUAGUGGACCACAUCCUAAAAGCAAAAUUGAAAAUGGUUACCCUCUUCAUGCCCCGGAAGCCUACUUCCCAUACUUCAGGAAGCAUAAUGUGACCUCCGUCAUCAGGCUGAACAAAAAGAUUUAUGAAGCUAAGCGUUUCACAGAUGCCGGUUUCGAACACCAUGACUUGUUCUUCGUAGAUGGCAGCACACCGAGUGAUAAUAUAGUGAGGAGGUUCUUGAAUAUAUGUGAAAAUACAGAAGGAGCAAUUGCUGUCCACUGCAAAGCUGGACUUGGAAGAACUGGGACGCUAAUAGCUUGCUAUGCAAUGAAGCACUACAGGUUCACGCAUGCUGAAAUUAUUGCUUGGAUCAGAAUAUGUCGUCCUGGGUCUAUUAUAGGACCCCAACAGCACUUCCUAGAAGAAAAGCAAACAUCACUAUGGGUUCAAGGAGAUAUGCUUCGGACUAAACAGAAGCAAAGACCAGAACAUGAAGGAGGCAUAAACAAGAUCCUGUCUAGCUUUGAUGAUAUGUCUAUUGGUGGAAGCUUUGCUAAAUUGCACAAUUUCAACAGAUAUGGAGAAGAGAAUGAUUUUGAGGAGGAAGGAGAUUUAGAACCAAAGAAUGGGGUGACACAGGGAGACAAACUCCGUGCCCUAAAAAGUCGUAGACAACCCCGCUCUAUUACAACUGGCAUGCUCAGGCUGGAGGAUAUGAAAAUGCACACCAGAUCAAUAUCGCAGCCUUUCAGAUCAAGCACGUCCAGUGCCUCACAAGGGACAGCGUCUCCUUUGAAGUCCUCCAAAGUGGUAUCGGCCCCCUCCGCCUCUGCCAAGAGAAUAAGCAGAUGUCCUCCCACCUCCAAUGCUAAUACAAAGAGCUUUUCCAUACACUCCCGACUAGCCAGUUCUCUAGGGAACCUGCAUGCUGCUUCCGAUGACUCAGAGAGCAGAAAGACCUCAGCACCCUCUAGGACAGUUUGCCCAGUAAAUCAUAUCUCCAGCCAUUUGACUGGCAGCUCGCAGCCGACUGCCAAAAAUUACCAUGAACUGAACAACAACCAGUACAACCGAAGCGGCAGUAGCAGCUCCAACCUCAACAGCCUUGUCGGCCCUCACAACAGAAUCAAGACAGAUGAGCACAACACCUCCCGAACCUUCUAUCCCGGGCUUUCUACUUCUUCGGCAAGAUACCUGAGCCGCUCGAUCCCCUCCCUUCAGUCUGAAUAUGUUCAGUACUAAAGUCUUACUACUUCGAUGAAAGCUGGUCAUCCCUUAGAAACACAGUUCUUCUUGUGGAGGAGCAAUGUAAAGGGGAAAAAACCGCUUAUUGGGAGGAGGAGAUCCUUCUUGGGAGACAUCAAUGAGAGACUGGUUUUCAGAAGACUCUGGUUAAUGACUACUGCAAAUGCACUGAAAGUUUUAUUUGUAGAGAUGGAACAGUUUUGUUUGGAAAAAAAACACAACAAAAACAAACACCAAAACACAACACAGGAUUUUACAUUUUGAAGAGUUGUUUCUAACAUUUCAGUAAUACAAUUAUGCUCACAUUUUAUGUACACAGUGUUAU